Messenger RNA from Phyllotreta striolata, 967 nucleotides. The record is from the annotation of a GenBank genome assembly. Lineage: Eukaryota; Metazoa; Arthropoda; Insecta; Coleoptera; Chrysomelidae.
CCAGGCUAAAUUUGUGCUCCUACGGGUCUUCUGCACUCCGAUUUUUAUUGUCAAUUCCCAGAUUCUAAAUAGAAAAUGAUAUCGAAAUCGUACGUCUUCGGUGCGAUUUUCUUGGUCUUUUUGGCGAUAGCACUAGACUCGUCUGUCGAGGGUAGAUAUUUGCCGACGAGAGCGAACGGGGACAGGAUAGAGAAGCUGAGGGAGCUCCUCAAAGAAGUGAGUAAAGUUUAUUCGCUGUUGGAGAGCGAAUUGGAGAAGGAGGAGAUGGGAGACGUGCCUAGGUGGCAUCCGGAAAGCAAGCUCUUCUACAAAAGGGAAGCCAUCAAAUCGGGCAAAGAAAAAGACCAGCAAUAAUAACACAAGAGGACUUCUGCAGACGAAAUAACGGCAACUGAAUAAAGCACCAAAACAAUUAUGUGUAUAUAAGAAUUUUUUUAGGAUCAGUGUAUCCGUUUUUAUUUGGCGACUCGAGAAAAUUCCACAAAAAAAGUCGUUAAUUGUUAACAAAUUUUAGCAAACUGAAAGAGUCAAUUUAAAAAUAGAGCAAUAUUAUAUAGAUGUAAAGAGUUUAUUUAAUGGAAUUUAUUUUUCGAUGUUGAUUAAAUGUAAUAUUAUGGGUAUUAGGAUACUUAUAAACUAUUCUGUAUGUGUCUUAUUAUGUGAGUUUGAAGGCUCACAACAAUAAAUUAUAUUAACAAAUUUAAUGUAAUUAUAUGUACUAUUGUUGCUUAAAUGAAUGCCUAAAAUUAGGAAUUAAAAAAACAAACAUUUUUGUUUAUACAGUGUGUUCGAUUUUAGCAUCCCUUAACGGACUCAAAAAAUAUACAAAAAUAAGAUUAUUUUUCUAUGUAGUAAUCUAAAUGAAAUCCAUUUAUUGUAACACAAGAUAUUAUAUGAAACACCCUGUAUAUUUCCAUCUUUCAGUGUGCCAAAAUUACGCAUUUAUGAGCAAUAUUUUCAAUUAACC